GCGGAGCAUGGUAACUUCUCCAGCAAUCAGAGCGCUCCCCCUCACAUCAGUGGCAUGCUUCAUGGAGAUAUGCUCCUCUCACUGCCCUCUGCACCAGCAACAUGGAUUGUCACCUCUCCAUCCUCCUCCUUCUCAGCUGCUCCGCUCUCCAUUGCUUUGGGGAACUGAUUCUCCAACCUUCCAAUGAAGUCAAUCUACUGGAUUCAAAAACAAUUCAAGGGGAGCUGGGCUGGAUCUCUUAUCCAUCACAUGGGUGGGAAGAGAUCAGUGGUGUUGAUGAACAUUACACACCCAUCAGGACUUACCAGGUGUGCAAUGUCAUGGAUCACAGUCAAAAUAAUUGGCUGAGGACAAACUGGGUCCCCAGGAACUCAGCUCAGAAGAUCUAUGUGGAGCUCAAGUUCACUCUACGGGAUUGCAAUAGCAUUCCACUGGUUUUGGGAACUUGCAAAGAGACUUUCAACUUGUACUACAUGGAGUCUGAUGAUGAUCAUGGGGUCAAAUUUCGAGAACACCAGUUUACAAAGAUUGACACUAUUGCAGCUGAUGAAAGUUUCACCCAAAUGGAUCUCGGAGACCGUAUUCUUAAACUCAACACUGAAAUUAGAGAAGUAGGUCCUGUCAACAAAAAGGGAUUUUAUUUGGCAUUUCAAGAUGUUGGUGCUUGUGUCGCCUUGGUGUCUGUGAGAGUGUACUUCAAAAAGUGCCCAUUCACGGUGAAGAAUCUGGCCAUGUUUCCAGACACAGUACCCAUGGAUUCCCAAUCCCUGGUGGAGGUUAGAGGUUCUUGUGUUAACAAUUCUAAGGAGGAAGAUCCUCCCAGGAUGUACUGCAGUACAGAAGGUGAAUGGCUUGUACCCAUUGGCAAGUGCUCGUGCAAUGCUGGCUAUGAAGAAAGAGGUUUUGUGUGCCAAGAAACACUACCACAGUGUGGACUUCUAGCCAAAGAUUGGUUCUGUGAGAGGAGACCCGGAGAUUCCAAGGAGCUGGAAAAAGUGACUGACGUUCAGUGGCUGGAAUUUGGUAGUGCACGAACUGAGAAUGUGAACAGAGUAGUAAAAGAGAUAUCAAAGACAAAGCAUUUGGAGAUUGAGGGUGUUUCCUUGAGCAAAGGGUUCAGACAGCUGCUAUGGAGUUAG
Lynx canadensis (Canada lynx) is the source of this 1139-nucleotide messenger RNA. RefSeq names its product ephrin type-A receptor 3-like. Gene Ontology annotation, molecular function: protein binding; ATP binding; transmembrane-ephrin receptor activity. Lineage: Eukaryota; Metazoa; Chordata; Mammalia; Carnivora; Felidae. The transcript has 5 exons. Gene Ontology annotation, biological process: protein phosphorylation; axon guidance; cell surface receptor protein tyrosine kinase signaling pathway. The coding region runs from base 102 to 1139 and encodes 345 amino acids. Gene Ontology annotation, cellular component: neuron projection; membrane. The record is from RefSeq and is a predicted model, not a curated record.